Molecule: messenger RNA, 213 nt
Organism: Puccinia triticina
Lineage: Eukaryota; Fungi; Basidiomycota; Pucciniomycetes; Pucciniales; Pucciniaceae
Exons: 2
Coding region: 1-213 (70 amino acids)
Source: RefSeq, a predicted model, not a curated record
AUGAGGCGAACGCUGCUCCGAGGCCCGCCCACAGGCCGCAGGGCCUACCCCCCAAAGGGCGGCAGGCGGGCCGCAGGCCUGCGCCAUGCUCGCCGCCUGGUGGUGACCAUCCAGGCAGCUCUUAGGCGUGCUUACGAAGUGUGUCCGCCUGGCGUCACCACCAGUGGACGCCAUUUGGGCGACAGCGAUGGCGCGAACUUGAUGUUUCAUUGA